Molecule: messenger RNA, 3351 nt
Organism: Diaporthe amygdali
Lineage: Eukaryota; Fungi; Ascomycota; Sordariomycetes; Diaporthales; Diaporthaceae
Exons: 1
Coding region: 1-3351 (1116 amino acids)
Biological process (GO): RNA processing
Cellular component (GO): cytosol
Molecular function (GO): mRNA binding; protein binding
Source: RefSeq, a predicted model, not a curated record
AUGGCUAAUGGCCCUCAUGCGCAGCCAGUCGGCGAGGACGCCUGGCUCGCACUGAUCGAGGAAGAGUCGCGCGCCAAGGCCAGAGACAUCUCCAAUCGCAUUGACGUUCUCGAGCGCUACAAGCAGGCAGUCAACGCCGAGUAUGGUAGCCUCAGAAUAUGGAUCGCGUACUGCGACUACUUCUGGUCCCUCUACAUCGAGUGCAAUUCCUACGCGAACAAUGGCUACCGCCUGUCGCAUGAAGAGAAGCUCAUAGGUCGCGAAAUAUUCUCCCUCGACGCUGCGCUGUCCCUUUGGCAGCAGGGCUACGAGUCCAUCAGGUACCGCCUGAGCGACAGCCAUGAGCUGUGGAAUCGUUGGGUCGCCCUAGAGAUGGAGCUUCUGUCAAGUACUCGGACUAACCAGGGUGUACAACGCAUCACUCAUCUAUUCAAGAACCGACUGCAGACACCCCACAAGACCUGGGACGAGACCUCGCAGAUGUUCUCUACAUUUCUAUCCGAGUACAACAGGGCCGAAUACGAAAGCACAAUGAAGGACAUUUCAAGUAGCUCUCAGGAGACGAGGAAACUUUGGGAUGACCGAGAGACAUUCGAGAUCAACUUGAACAGGGCGCGGGCCGAGGGGAAACUCGACGAGGAGAAGACCGUCAUGCGAGAUUACCUUGGCUGGGAGAUGAGACAAAAUAGAAGCAAAGAUGCCUUCCACCAGGGAGUGAUGGUUGAGAUCUGUCUAGGCCUUUACUCGCGUGCUCUGACUGGCAUCUUCUCCAGAGACGACAGCGUCUGGACUGAUUAUGUCGUCUGGGUCUCGUCUCUGUACACCGUCUUCAGCAGCGGCCGCUCCCAGGCCUCCGAUAUGCUGCGUAUCCUCCCGAACCUUUUGGACACUCUUCAGCGUGCAGUCUCGCACUGCCCCUGGGCCGGUACACUCUGGGCGCGCUACAUCCUCAGCGCUGAGGAGGCCGGCCUUUCCUACGACAAUGUCGAACGCAUCAAGCACGCUGCUACUUCCAGCUCUCAGCUCGACCGGGAUGGUAUGGCCAGCGUCAUUGAUUUGUACGCUGCCUGGUGCGGCUUUCUGAAGCGCCGUGCCAUGAACCCAAACGCGACCGAUGAGGAUGCGGAUGUGGCCGAGAUCGGUUUGACCGCCGCCUUGGAAGACGUGCAGGUGUGGGGCAAGCGAUUAUACGACAAUGAGUAUAAGGGCGACCCGAAUUUCCGUCUUGAGCGCAUCCUGAUUCAGUACCUGACCGAGAAGAAAGUCACGGUCGACGAGGCUCGCAAUUAUUGGAACCAGUUGGCCAAGAAAAGCAUCUAUGCCGACAGCUACAACUUCUGGUUGACCUUUUACAUGUGGGAAAUGUCCAUAUUCGAGACUCAAAAGGCAAUGAAUGGUCGAAGUCCAACCCCUGCUUCUCUGGCGUCUAGAGGUCUGCGAAUACCGACCUUGGCCACCAGCAUCCUUGCCCGUGCGGUACAACGACGCACGCUGGACUGGCCGGAGAAGCUCAUGGAAAUAUACGUGCAACAUUGCAACGAUUACGAGCCGCCCGAAGCCGUCCGCCGCGCCAAUGACACCGUGCACAAAGGCCUGAGGGCUGUCGCUGAGCGGAGACAAGAGGAACAAGCAGCAGCCUAUUCUGCGCAGUUGGCACAGUAUCAAGAGCAAGCACAGGCGUCAGCUGUUGCUGAGCAAUCACCGCAAGGUCCGGAUGAUGCGUCUUCGAAGAAGAGGACCAGGGAUGACGUUGCUGACGAAACGUCAGAGAGCUCGAGCAAACGCGUCAAACAGCAAGACUCGGAAGCUGAACAACAGCGCUUGAAACGCGACCGAGAGAACACGUCAAUCUACAUCUCUAAUCUGCCUCUUCCGCCAGAGUCUACCCAGACCAAGGUUCGACAAUAUUUUCGCGAAUACGGGCAUAUCAACAACAUCGUUUACAAGACCGAGAUCGACAGCCAAUCGGCCGUUGCUCUUAUCGAGUUUGCAACCCCUGAGGAAUCGCAGUCUGCACUCCUUCGCGACGGAAAGUACUUUGGCCAACAGCAAAUUAAGGUGGUUCCUGCGACAGGGACCACCCUGUAUAUCACGAACUAUCCCCCGCAUGCUGACGAUUCGUUCAUCCGCAACCUAUUUAAAGAUUGCGGCGAGAUCUUCUCGAUAAGAUGGCCAAGUCUCCAGGCCAACAGCCAUCGGCGCUUUUGCUACGCUACGUUUCGCGACGCGGACGGGGCGGCCAAGGCAACUAAACUUGAUGGCAAGCUGCUUGAAGGCAAAUACAAGCUUGUGGCGAAGUACUCGGACCCUGGCAACAAGAAAAGUCGCGAAGGCGCGGUCGAGGAGGGCCGGGAGGUUCACGUCACCAAUGUCCCUCAGCAGGUUGCAGAGGCAGAACUGAAGACAAUCUUCGAGAAAUAUGGCACCGUCCAGCGCGUUCGCAUUCUCACCACCAAGUCCGGCCAAAGUCGCGGCACUGCCUUCGUAGUCUUCACGACAAAAGAGCAGGCCGAGGCGGCUGUCGCAGAGCUGGACCAGACAAAGUUGAAGAACAACAUACUUAAGGUGGAAAAGUCUGUGGCCAAGAACUUCAAGCCUGUGUCUAGAGCUGGACCUUCGAUGUCGCCUUCACCAAGUCCCAGUGUUGCGAAGGACGCGGAAGGUGAUAACACCAUGUUAGACUAUGAUGAUGUUCAGGCCAAGCCCCAGCAGGCCAAGUCGGCGGAGCGAACUUUCGCGCUCAUCGGCCUACCCGACACAAUGAAUGAUGCCCGUGUCCGGGCUUUGGUCGAAACUCAUGGCGAGCUUGUCAAACUCACGCUUCGCCAUGACCACGGCGGUGCCAUCCUCGAAUUUGUCGAUGCGGUCGCGGCGGGAAAGGCCCAGUUGUCCCUGGAUGGCAUUGAGGUCGAAGGUCGAAAGCUCAGAACGGGAUCCGUUUCCGACCUUUUUCAAGAAAAGGGUGAGGUCAGGAUCGACCGUAUUGACCAGAAGCCAGCUGCGCCAGCUCCUGCUCCAAACAACAGCAAGAGCAAAACUGCCAGUGCGAUGAUGCCACCUCCUUCAACGGUGGUACGUCGGCCGGUGCUUGGGUCCAAGGGGCAGAAACGCGGGCUUGGAUUCGGAGGUGUCAUCAACAAGGAACAAAAAGCGGAGCCGUCGUCAGCUCCUACGACAAACGGAGAGAACGGCGUCUCGUCUGAGACCCCUGCCGGUGGGAUGAAAAGCAACGCUGAUUUCCGAGCGCUUUUACUAGGCAGUGGACCAAAGAAGGACGUAGUGGCCCCGUCGACUGCAGACACGAAGGCUACUGAUAAUGGAGAUACCAAUGAUGGUGGGAACGACAACUAG